Linderina pennispora is the source of this 1184-nucleotide messenger RNA. RefSeq names its product WD40 repeat-like protein. The coding region runs from base 17 to 1084 and encodes 355 amino acids. NCBI's taxonomy places the organism in Eukaryota, Fungi, Kickxellomycota, Kickxellomycetes, Kickxellales, Kickxellaceae. The transcript has 3 exons. The record is from RefSeq and is a predicted model, not a curated record. Gene Ontology annotation, molecular function: protein binding.
CCUGUAUGUUUUUGUAAUGGAACCUGCUUCACUCGCCUCUUUUGAUCCGGUAUACAGCUCCGACUGUGUCGAGUUCUUCCCGUUUGACGACUCGCAGCGGUUCCUGCUUGGAACCUAUCAGCUCCUGAAAGCCAAUGGUGAAAAAGCCUCCGACGACCAGAGCUUGACAUCGGCCGACGCCAGGCGCAUCGGCCGUCUUUAUGUCUGCGAUGCGCAGGAUAACGCCGACGGGUCAAUGUCGGUGGUUGAGCAGCAGCGGAUCGAGACUAGCGCGAUCUUUGAUGUCAAGUGGAGCUACAACAAGGUCAACGGGAAGGCCCUGGUGGGAUUGGCACUGUCUGAUGGCGACAUGGCAGUGUACGAGGCAGAUAACACCAGUGACUCGCAAUUCCUCAAACCACUAAUCAAGACAGCGGGGCCGACAUCCGACAGCAGCAUGUGUCUGUCGUUGGACUGGUCGAAUCGGCUGAUACAAGAGAGCCAGCCUCGGAUCAUGACUUCGCAGAGUGACGGAUCGCUAAGGCUUCUUCAGAUGCGCGAGUCGGGCGACCUAGAGAGCAGUGAGCCGUGGCACGCACACGGGUUUGAGGCAUGGAUCACGUCGUUUGAUUAUUGGAAUACGUCGGUCGUGUUCUCCGGCGGCGACGAUGCCGUGUUCAAGGGCUGGGAUCUGCGCAUGGAUCCGGUCGGAUCAUCCCCGAUCUUCUCGUCGAAGCGGCACGUGGCCGGCGUGUGCAGCAUCCACUCCAACUUCCACCGGCAGCACUUGCUCGCCACCGGCAGCUAUGAUGAAAAUCACAGCGUCGGUGGUGGUGUGUGGCGACUAAAGUGGCAUCCAACGGAGCCCACUCAGCUGCUGGUCGCAGGAAUGUAUGGGGGCUUCCAUAUCCUGGAUGUAGAUGUGGAUGGGCUAGAGAGGAGCGCAAAGCUAACCACGUCGUUCAUGGAGCAUGGUUCGAUUGCCUACGGCGCUGACUGGUGCCAGUUCAACCGUGGUCCAGCCAAGGACUGGCUGGUUGGCACCUGCUCGUUCUACGACCACCUGUUCCAUCUCUGGCGCAGGCCAGCCAUUGGCCAGCGGUAGAUAUACGCACGUGACGAGACCCUCUGGUUUGAGCGUGUGUGAGCGUGCAGGCGUGGCUACUUCUUGCCUUUCUGAAAAACAUUUUUAAUUGACAAUAAAC